Candida albicans SC5314 is the source of this 747-nucleotide messenger RNA. RefSeq lists its product as uncharacterized. The transcript has a single exon. NCBI's taxonomy places the organism in Eukaryota, Fungi, Ascomycota, Pichiomycetes, Serinales, Debaryomycetaceae. The coding region runs from base 1 to 747 and encodes 248 amino acids. The record is from RefSeq and is a predicted model, not a curated record.
AUGGUUACCGCUUCAGAGUUAAAUCAGUUGAAUGUAUGGAAUGACAAGAUCGAAGAAAGCACUUCUUGUCCGGAAAGCUAUAUUCCCGACUCCAUCAGUUGGAUGUUUGGUCUGUCAAAAAUUUGCAACACAAACAAUCUGUCGCCAACAACAAACCUUAGAAAUAAACGACUACAUUAUCUAUUUAAAAAUCACGGAAGUACUUCCAAAGAUCAAGCACUAAAUGAGAAAAAGAAUUCUAGUAGUAACGGUCUGGUCAAAGAAGGAGCAGACUCGUCGAUUGAUUAUCCAACAACACAAUUAAACACACAUGAAUUAACCAGUAAGUUAGAAUUGGAGUUAGUAGAAUCAUCCUUUUUAGAAUAUGGAAUAAACAAGGUAACAACAAGGGAAUCUUCACAUCAAGGUAAGGAGCGUGAUUGCCUGUUUGAUAGUAAAACUUGUGAUAUAAAUUGUUUGAAUUCGAUUUCAAUAGGGAAUAGUUUGCCUAGUGAAGCAGAGGGGAGUCUGUUUUUGCAAUCCACUAGAGAUAUCGAGCUGGAAAAUUUCACAGCAGCCCCACAUCAAGAGUUUAAUACACAAAUGGGACACUCUCCAGAGAAUAUGCUGAUUCACAGUAAUCCUCGGAAACACAGACGUGAUAAUAACAAUAUGGUGUACAAUUGUCCUAAACCUGUUAAAAGAUUCAAAUCCAAAUCUCAAUGUGACUUGGUAUUUCCAAACUUGAAUUUUCGAAACUCUGGUUAG